UCCGGGCUAUGCCCCUUCCACCUGCUGGAGGCGGGGCCGGGGCGGAGCUAAAAUGGGAGCGAGGUGACGCAGGAGCUGUCCAGCUCGCUCAGCUCCCGUCCCCACCCCCACCGAGGCCCAGACUGCCUCGGGCUGCCGCUGGGUUAAAAAUGGUCUCCAGGAUGGUUUCCACCAUGCUAUCUGGCCUACUGUUUGGGCUGGCUUUUGGAUGGGUCCCAGCAUUUGCUUAUAACCCACGAACCCCUGACCGAGUCUCAGAAACAGACAUCCAGAGGCUGCUCCAUGGCGUUAUGGAGCAGUUGGGCAUUGCCAGGCCCCGGGUGGAAUAUCCAGCUCACCAGGCCAUGAAUCUCGUGGGCCCACAGAGCAUCGAAGGUGGCGCUCAUGAAGGACUGCAGCACUUGGGUCCCUUUGGCAACAUCCCCAACAUCGUGGCAGAGUUGACUGGCGACAACAUUCCUAAGGACUUCAGUGAGGAUCAGGGCUACCCAGACCCUCCAAAUCCCUGUCCUGUUGGGAAAACAGAUGAUGGAUGUCUAGAAAACACCCCUGACACAGCUGAGUUCAGUCGAGAAUUCCAGUUGCACCAGCACCUUUUUGAUCCGGAACAUGACUAUCCAGGAUUGGGCAAGUGGAACAAGAAACUCCUUUAUGAGAAGAUGAAGGGAGGACAGAGACGGAAGCGGAGGAGUGUCAAUCCAUAUCUGCAAGGACAGAGACUGGACAAUGUUGUUGCAAAGAAGUCUGUUCCCCAUUUUUCAGAUGAGGAUAAGGACCCAGAGUAAAGAGAAGAUGCUGAGUGGACGCCCACACUGGCUGUUAGGUGUCAGCAUUGCUUACGUGCACGCAUUACUAGAGCCCCCAGGAACAGCAGCAUGUUUCUUAUGUAGAUAAUCGUGGAUAAAAAGCAGUAUUGCCCUUCACAUUGACAGCUCUGCUUUCUGCUAAAUUAAAAUGAGAAGCUUUUUGUUUGUUUGUUUUUUCAACGUGAAUCUGCAAUGAGCACCAAAAUUAAAAUGUAUAUGUCAACAACAAUAAAAAGCAAGACUGGGAAAUGCUCAGAUUUCUUGCAAUUUAAAAUGGUGUUUGGAGCUAUACUGAUUUGGCCAAGUCUAUAAAAAGCUGGCAUUUGAUUUUGAUUAUGUAUUCAUCCAGCCCUUGGGCAUUGUUACACACCAGUAAAGAGGGCUGUACUCAAGGGGAGGAGCUGACACAUUCCACUUGGCUGCAUCUUAAUAAAUAAAUGUGUAUGCCAGCAUUGG
Molecule: messenger RNA, 1262 nt
Organism: Nycticebus coucang (slow loris)
Lineage: Eukaryota; Metazoa; Chordata; Mammalia; Primates; Lorisidae
Gene: SCG5
Product: secretogranin V
Exons: 6
Coding region: 9-785 (258 amino acids)
Biological process (GO): regulation of hormone secretion; neuropeptide signaling pathway
Cellular component (GO): secretory granule
Molecular function (GO): enzyme regulator activity
Source: RefSeq, a predicted model, not a curated record